AUGGUUUCUGCUCCUUCAAUUUCUAUGGCUGCUGCUGUUGAUGAGGCCAAUCCUUUACUGCAAGACUUUGAAUUUCCUCCUUUUGAUGUUGUGGAGGCUAAACAUGUUCGACCUGGGAUUCGUGCUCUCCUAAAGAACCUUGAGAGUGAUUUGGAGGAAUUGGAGAGAACAGUGGAGCCAACAUGGCCAAAAUUGGUAGAGCCAUUGGAGAAGAUUAUAGAUCAGUUGACUGUUGUUUGGGGUAUGAUCAAUCAUCUUAAGGCUGUUAAAGACUCACCAGAACUCCGUGCUGCAAUUGAAGAAGUUCAGCCAGAAAAAGUCAAGUUUCAGCUUAGGCUGGGACAAAGUAAACCAAUAUACGGUGCAUUUAAGGCCAUCCAAGAUUCUCCUCGAUGGCUAUCACUAAGCGAUGCUCAGAAACGUAUAGUGGAAUCCCAAAUAAAAGAAGCGGUUCUUAAUGGUGUUGCUCUUGAUGAUGAUAAAAGAGAGCAGUUUAACAAAAUUGAGCAGGAACUGGAAAGACUAUCACAAAAAUUUGCGGAAAACGUACUGGAUGCCACAAAGAAGUUUGAAAAACUCAUAACAGAUAAGAAAGAUAUUGAAGGUUUGCCUGCUACAGCACUAGGUUUGGCUGCGCAGACUGCAGUAUCUAAGGGGCAUACAGAUGCAACCGCUGAGAAUGGACCAUGGAUAAUUACAUUGGAUGCACCGAGCUUUAUGUCUGUCAUGCAACAUGCCAAAAACCGUGGUUUACGUGAAGAAAUCUACCGUGCUUACGUAACUCGAGCUUCAAGCGGUGAUCUGAAUAAUACAGCAAUUAUUGAUGAAAUAUUGAAGCUUAAGCUGGAAAAGGCUAAGCUCCUGAAUUACAACAACUAUGCUGAGGUAAGCAUGGCAACCAAAAUGGCUACUGUUGAGAAAGCAGAAGAGCUACUAGAAACGCUGCGCAUAGCUUCUUGGGAUGCUGCUGUUCAAGCCUGUGGGAUCACCUCCUUCCAUCAAGGGAACUCUACUUCAUACUCGGUGGACCAAAUUUAUGCCCUUCCUGAUAACCUCUUCCAUGCAUCUCUAUCUGCUCUUGGUGAUUGGUUAAUGGCAUCCAUAGGAAAAGAAAUCUCAACCCCGAAUUUUGAAUUGCCAAAGCGGAAAACUGGAAAUUUUGAUAUUCUGGUGGCAGCAUUGCUCAUGGUUGCUGGUCCUGUUCUCACGUUGUCAUACAAGCUGACGACUUCCCUGCAUAGCUUCUCUAUUAGUUGUGCUAACUUUUCUGCCUCUAAAGCUCUUGUUUCUAUGUUGGCUUUCUUGUACUACUCUGAAGAUAUGGAAGACCUUAAAACUUUCUCCAAAAGUCAAGGUGCAGUGGAAGCAAAUGAUUUGACUCACUGGGAUACCAGCUUCUGGGCUGAGAGGCUUCGUGAGUCAAAAUAUGAUAUCAAUGAGGAAGAACUUCGUCCAUUUUUCUCAUUGCCAAAGGUUAUGGAUGGGCUUUUCAACCUUGCAAAGACACUUUUUGGAAUUGAUAUUGAACCGGCUGAUGGUCUUGCUCCGGUUUGGAAUAAUGAUGUUAAAUUCUACUGUGUCAAAUAUUCCUUGGGCAGUCCAAUUGCAUACUUCUACUUUGAUCCAUAUUCUCGUCCAUCCGAGAAACGGGGUGGUGCAUGGAUGGAUGAGGUAGUUUCUCGAAGUCGCGUUUUGUCACGCAAUGGUACUGCUCCAAGGUUGCCUAUUGCCCACAUGGUGUGCAAUCAAACGCCACCAGUUGGGGACAAACCAAGCCUGAUGACAUUCCGGGAGGUUGAGACUGUAUUCCAUGAAUUUGGUCAUGCCCUCCAGCAUAUGCUAACCAAGCAGGAUGAGGGUCUUGUUGCUGGCAUCCGGGGUAUAGAGUGGGAUGCUGUUGAAUUACCCUCCCAGUUCAUGGAAAAUUGGGAAACUUUGAUGGGCAUUGCAAAGCACUAUGAAACUGGGGAAAGUCUUCCUGAAGAAGUGUAUUUGAAGCUUCUUGCUGCAAGGACUUUUAGAGCAGGCUCCCUUAGUCUUCGUCAGCUAAGAUUUGCAAGUUUAGAUUUGGAGUUGCACACAAAGUACAUACCAGGUGGGUCGGAGUCCAUCUAUGAUGUUGACCAAAGGGUCUCUAAAAGGACACAAGUGAUCCCUCCUUUGCCAGAAGAUAGAUUCCUCUGCGGUUAUGCAGCUGGAUACUACAGUUACAAGUGGGCUGAGGUAUUAUCCGCAGAUGCUUUCUCAGCCUUUGAGGAUGCUGGAUUGGAUAACAGCAAGGCUGUUAAAGAAACAGGGCACAAGUUCCGGGAAACCAUUCUUGCUCUUGGAGGUGGAAAAGCACCACUUGAGUACAUCAAAAGCCCAUUCUCUAGUGAAUUGGUCAACGACCCAACGUCUUCGUGUAAGAGGGAGAGAAGGCUUCGUUACAUUGGAAGAAAGUGUCCGAAAAAGACCCUGUUGAUGGGUCGUCAGGUGGGUGAAGGGGCGACUUACGCAGAUAAUGUUUUGGUUUGCCCAGUCGCGAACCAUGGAGGGGAGCUUCGGGAAAUCUGUGAAUUGAGGAAUGUAGGGGGUGAAUCGUUUGAGGAAGUGGUCCCUUGCGAAUGCGGAGAUGGCAGGCCAGCGGAGAAUGAAAUCCGCUGGGCGUUCGGUGGGCGAUUUGAGUGUCUCGAUGCAGGGAUGGUAAGACCUCUCGUUAAGGAAGAGGUCAAAGAAUGCGUGAUUCCUGGUUUAGUUUCCGAGAGAGAACGUGGAGAAGGAGGUUAUCCCAAAUGUUUAUUCGGUAUGAUUUGCAUGUGUGCUGUCAAGUACCUCCGGAUAGUGGAGGAGACGCAGAGGUGUACGGUAGAGUACGCGAUAAGAGGAGGCCGAAUGGUGACUACGAGGAGUGGAAAGGCCUAUGGGGGAAAUGUGGUAGUGGGCCGUCUUCCGAUAUGGGGAGUGAGGAAGGCCCGCACAGUAGGCCCACGUGGGAGGCCUAGUGGUAUGAAGAGGGCUUCUAAGCCCAAGACAAGGCGGUCCAAGAAGGGUGUUCCUGUGGGCUGCAAAGGGCCAUGUAAGACCCAUACCAUAGACGUGAUAAAGACCUGUUAUCACGAUGGUCGUGGUCCUGGGCUGUUGUCUAAUAUAGACAGAGGUGAUGACCUGGGCCAAAUGGAGGGUAGGAGAAUUAGGGUGAUUAAGAUGUUAUUACGUGGUAAAGUGUAUUUAAACGAUAGUAAUGCUUUGGUCCCGGGCACUAAUAUCUGUAAGAUAUGGAUAAUCAAGGACAUGAGGCAUUAA
Messenger RNA from Dovyalis caffra, 3285 nucleotides. The record is from the annotation of a GenBank genome assembly. NCBI's taxonomy places the organism in Eukaryota, Viridiplantae, Streptophyta, Magnoliopsida, Malpighiales, Salicaceae.